This is a messenger RNA of Saccostrea cuccullata (small rock oyster), 3394 nucleotides long. RefSeq names its product putative amine oxidase [copper-containing]. Gene Ontology annotation, biological process: amine metabolic process. Lineage: Eukaryota; Metazoa; Mollusca; Bivalvia; Ostreida; Ostreidae. Gene Ontology annotation, molecular function: copper ion binding; primary methylamine oxidase activity; quinone binding. Gene Ontology annotation, cellular component: plasma membrane. The record is from RefSeq and is a predicted model, not a curated record. Bases 386 to 2830 code for a protein of 814 amino acids. The transcript has 3 exons.
UAAAACUUCCCUCGGCAAAUUAAGGAUAAAACACACCGUCUUACUUGCAGAUGAAUAAUUCUUUUGGCUGAAGGGGGUCGACUUGAUAGGACUAUGUGAAGAAGUUUAAAUAUUUUUGUUAAAUAUUUUUCGCCUUGUGCAGUUACCCCAAUUUUAAGCUAUAUCUCUCACGAUUAACCCUCUUAUCAUUGAUUUUAUUACCGCCAACGAGAUCUACCUCAAUAUUUGGGAGAUAUAACUAGGCAGAGAGUUUAUCUCACUUUAUUUACCCAUUGAAUCACCGGCGUUUUAUAUACUUACCCAUAAGACUUUACAUCUGUGAACAUGCGCAUUACAUAAUUGAACUUUGAGACUCUUUUUCACAACAAGAUACUCAGAUUCCGACAUGGACGACAAUCACGAAGCUGAUCCUCUGGACAAAAAGAAAGAGGACAAACAAGAGUCUUAUAAUGAAGAAAAGUCUGAGAAACACAGACGGACGAUCGGGCGAUUCCGCAUCAUGGUGUUUGCAGCUGGAAUAAUAAUACUCCUCCUGUUAAUCAUAGUUAUAGUGGUGGGUGUCAUGAAGAAAUUUGAGAAGAUUCCUCCUUGCUCGUCAGGCCAGACCGUUGAUCUAUCAGAGCCGAAUAACCCGACAAUGUUUCAUGAUUUAACUUCCAAAGAAGUGGAAGGAUUGAUGGAAUUUCUUUAUAGGCAAAAAGAUCUAAAUUUGACAAGACCCGCAAAAGCCAAAGUAAAAUCAUCCUACAUAUUUACAGCAGAACUUCAUUUACCAGAAAAAGCAGACGCAAUUUCCUACCUUGAUAGUGGUUCUGGACAAAAGCCACCUAGAGAGGCGAGGGUCAUAAUAUUUCGGGGAGACCUACUCAUAACCAAAAUAAUGGAGAUAGUCGUAACUCCACUUCCUAAUCCCACGCACUUCACGAUCUGGAAGGAUGACAUUCCUUUCCAGUAUCGGCCUAUUACUGGUCCAGAUUAUGGUGGUGCUAUAGAAAGAAUCACACAGGUCACUGAUCAGAAGGCGCGCCAACUUUUGCAGGAGAGCUUUGGUGGGUCACUUCUCAAUUGCGGUGAAACUUGUCUUACUUAUAAAUAUGUCUCACUUAUGUCUUCUGCUGUCAGUGGUCGAGAUCGACGUCUUUACUGGUUCUGGAUGUCUCAGUUCGUAGAAUUCUACAUUCUCCAUCCUAUUGACUUUGCUGUUCUGGUCGACAUGGACGAUCCAAAUUAUUCGAUUGAAAAAGUAUGGUACAAUGAACAUACUUUUGACUCCCUCGACUCUCUUGUUAAACAAUACAAUGAGGACAAAUUGCAAAAGAAACACUUACUUUUCCCUGAAUUGUCCGAGACUCUGUUCUCCAGAUUAUACAGGCGAGGUACAGAGUUCCCAAAAACAUCACAGCGUCCACCUAUUUCUAUCGAGCCAGAUGGUCGAAGAUACAGUGUAAAAGGUCAACAUGUGAAAUACAUGAACUGGGAAUUUGAUUUCAGAAUGUCUAGUACUCGGGGCCCACAGCUCUAUGACAUCCGUUUUCAAAACAACAGAAUUGUCUACGAACUAGCUUUACAAGAAAUAAGUGUAUUUUACUCCGGGUAUAAACCAACACAGAUGUUUGCAAAUUAUUUUGAUUCGACCGCUUUGAUUGGUCCCCAAGAUAAAGGGUUAGUCCCAGGCGUUGACUGUCCCUCUCAUGCCACUUAUAUGCCUGCUUCCCACGUAUUGGAAUCCUCUGAGAAGGUAAUCACAUACAAAAACUCCUUUUGUGUGUUUGAAAUUAAUACAGGAAUGCCUCUUCGAACACACCAUUCUUUCUCUCCUUUCCAUGGUGCAUUUUAUGAAGGACUGCCAAAUACUAUUCUUGUACUCAGGUCAAUCCUUACAGUGGUAAAUUAUAGCUAUCUUCUGGACUUUAUAUUCUAUCACACCGGAGCCAUGGAAGUUAAAAUUGUUUCAACAGGUUACAUACUUUCCACACCGUUUACCGCCAACGCUGCAAAUUUUGGAGUACAGGUCAGUGACGACAUCAACGGUAACUUGCAUCAUCAUAUGUUUAGCUAUAAAGUAGAUAUAGACAUCGAAGGACCCCAGAACCGCUAUAGAACUCUAGACAUUUCCACAACGGCAUCUCCCAACCGAUUCAAUCCAGACCCUAAUGCAAAAAUUGUUCAAGGCCAGUUCCAGGUUUCUGAGAAGAGAACGGAAAGCGAAGCUGCAUACAAGUUUAAUUUUGAUACCCCAAAGUACCACUUGUUUUAUAGCAACCUAAAGAGCAAUAAGUUCAACGUACCAAGAUCGUAUAGGCUACUGAGUAGAGGAAUGAGUAAACAAUUGUUACCAGAAGGCGAAGGGAAUGAACCGGCUAUGGCCUGGAUGCGUUAUCAAAUGGCAGUCACCAAACGAAAAGAAAACGAAAGAAUAUGCAGUUCGAUUUACAGUGGGUUGGACGCCAAAUCCCCAGUUGUCAAUUUUGAUGACUUUUUGAAAGACGAUGAAAAUAUUGUAGAUGAGGAUCUGGUUGCUUGGGUGAGUAUGGGUGUCCAGCACAUCCCCCACACAGAAGAUCUUCCGGUUACUCACACACCAGGAAUGGACCUCAGUUUCUUUUUGUUACCGUAUAAUUAUUUCCCAGAAGACCCUGCGAUGGGAUCACGUGAUUCCGUAAGGAUAGAACCAAAAAUUUACAAUAAUCCCAGUAGUGGUGUAAAAGUGACUGGAUUUGAUAAAGAGGAUCUACAAUGUAAACCUCCUGUAAACAAUUAUCAACAAGCUGUAGAAGCUGACCCAGGUAUUUUGUUUGAAAGUUCCGAUGGACAAUCCACAUCAAUAUAGAUAGACUCAUUGUACAUAUACAUCAGUGUUCAAUCAGUGUUCAGUUGAAGACUGGAUUUGUAAAAAGAGCUUGUGAAUGAAAUGGUUUGGAUGCAAGUUUUUGACUACGUACGGUUGUGUGAAUCAUGUUUAGAAUAUCAUCCAAAGUUCCAUAUGUUUAUUUCAAUGUGUGUAUGUAAUGCAAUUUUCGCGAUAUAGCAAUUCAUAGUAUUUACAGUAUUUUAUACUUUAUUUUAUUUUAUAUCUAUGUAGUUUUGAUUUAAAGGAACAUUUUUAGACCUAAAAUAGCUGUUUUACCUCCAAACGUAAGUAGUAUUAUAAUUAAUAAAACAUUAUUUUUGAAUGGUGGACUUAUUUAUAUUGCAGUCUGAACUAAUACCAUCGAUGGCUGUAUAAUGUAUAUCUAUUAGUUUAUGCAUAUAGAUAGUUUCAUAUAUUCUGAACGAUUGAAGUGUGUUUACAGGGAUUUUGCAUCAUUUUUACUAUCAUAUAUAUCAGUACAUAUUGUAAAAUAUCUAUGCAUUUUUCUGCGAUUUUUGAUAAAUAAUAAAUAAUUUAAUAUUG